AUCUUUGACAGCUCAUUGAUUUCAUAGUUUUGUAAAAUUGCCUAAGAAUUUUGAUCGACGUAUUCCAUUUUUUGUUUUAUUUUUUUUUUUGGUAACUUGUUAAAUAUAAAUGAUUUCUUGGUACAGUUAAUACCUUGAGACCGUUAAGACAUAAUAAUAUAAAUAGGUUAGAAAUUGAAUGUUUAAAGAAAAAGAACGAAUAAAACAGUUCCGUCUGUAAAUUUAAUAUUAAAGAUUAAGUUAAUAUUUGAAUUCAGGAAAAAAUAUGCUUUCACUGGAACGUAUCCCAGAUCAAAUUGGGCAUCUAAUUUUGACAGAGGAUGGAGCUGUAUUAACGUCUGGAGGUGAACUGGAAAAUGAUGAGAGAUUUGCAAACAUUGUUAUAGGAUUAGUCACGCUAACCAAUAAAGUUGAUCCCAAAGCAUUUCCUAAUAACGAGACUUUUGAUAAAAUAUCAAUAACAUAUCCAGAUCAUUGUUAUAUUAUUUGUCUCUCAAACAAAAAGAUCCACGUAGUGAAAAAAAAAUUGACAUCCUCAACAACUGCAGCUGUAGAACAACCUCUUAUUGAUGUAUAAAUGAGUGUCAUCUAUUCAUGGAAAAAUAAAACUGGAAUGAAACUGAGAUAUGCAAAUUUUUUCAAUAUUACUAAUAUUAAUAAAAAUAUGAUGAUAAUAAAUUUGUGUUUGUAUUA
Bombus pascuorum is the source of this 693-nucleotide messenger RNA. RefSeq names its product ragulator complex protein LAMTOR4 homolog (gene Lamtor4). The record is from RefSeq and is a predicted model, not a curated record. Gene Ontology annotation, molecular function: guanyl-nucleotide exchange factor activity. The transcript is spliced from 2 exons. Gene Ontology annotation, cellular component: Ragulator complex; lysosome. Gene Ontology annotation, biological process: cellular response to amino acid stimulus; positive regulation of TOR signaling. The coding region runs from base 266 to 577 and encodes 103 amino acids. Lineage: Eukaryota; Metazoa; Arthropoda; Insecta; Hymenoptera; Apidae.